AUGGGUACUAAUUAUGUCAUUGUGGUCUCUGUUCUUGAGGGCAAGAACUUCCCCGUCCGCCAUGACCGGUAUCUGGUGGUGGAGGCCAAGUUCGACGGGGAGGUGAUGUCCACCGACCCGGCCCCCCACGUGAUGCGCCCCCACUUCAGCACCGAGCUGGCUUGGGAGGUGGACAAGAAGGGGCUGCAGAUGCACCGGCUGCAGCGCUCCCCCAUCAAGCUGAACACAUGCAAGAACUUCCCCGUCCGCCACGACCGGUACCUGGUGGUGGAGGCCAAGUUUGACGGGGAGGUGAUGUCCACCGACCCGGCCCCCCACGUGAUGCGCCCCCACUUCAGCACCGAGCUCGCUUGGGAGGUGGACAAGAAGGGACUACAGAUGCACCGACUACAGCGCUCCCCCAUCAAGCUGCAGUGGUACGCCCUGGACCUGGACUCCCCCAAGAAGGAGACCAUCGGGUACAUGAUCCUCGACAUACGCCUGGCGCAGGAGAAACUGCAGAGUCCGAAGUGGUACCCGAUGCUGAACUCCAAGUACCAGAAGGAGAAGCCCGAGGUCCUGCUCUGCCUCUACCUGGAGAGGGUGGCGGAGGACGUGUCCAAGCGGAACUCCAUAGCGGAGGACGGCGGCAGGAAGUCGUCCUCCGCCAGGGCGCCGGUGGUCCAGAGGGCCAAGUCCCAGGGGGGCACCCCCCAAAAUGGCGCCAGGCUGAAGCCGGUGCUCCUCUCCCACGCCGGCUGCUACCAGAUCGGGCCGCCGGAGUUCUGCAGCCAGAAGUUCGUCUUCUCCGUCACCCUGGCUUUCGCCGCCAACCUCAACAAGCUGGCCCCCCCUGCGAUGCUGAAGUCUUCGAAGGGGUUCUACUUCUACUACUCGCUGUUCGACAACGACGUGAUGACGGAAAAGUUCCCCAGCCUCUCGAAUCCGGAUUUUCUUGCCGAGAGGGCAUCCGUCAGGAUCUCCAGCUCUCCCAAGGUACUCGCCGAGUACUUUGAAGAGCACCCCUCCCUAGAGAUCAUUUUGUGCUGCGGGGAUGUCUCUCUGGGUUCCGGUCAGAUUCCCUUGGAACCAUUUUCCUGCGUCAACAGGCAUAACAUAGAUGAAGAACCUUUGUGCAUCGAAGGAAGCGUACAAAUCUCCGCCACUGAGAAGACUUCUCGAUUAGGAGGGGAUGACCUUUCGCCCUUUGUGGGAGUGACCGUCGUUCUUCAGGUUGAUAAACCUGAAGAGCAAAAUGAAGAUGCGAAAGAUUCCACUCCGGUUAAAGAAGAGAACGAGGGAAAGAACCCACAACCAUUCCAAGCACACCCGAAGUGCAAUCAGAACAACAAGUGUUUUGAGAAAACGAACGUGAAGAGUUCUGACGUGCAAGAAAACCAAAGAGACCCACAGAAAGAGUAUCAGCUCCACAAGGAGUCGAACCAUUCCUUGGUCAACGGCUCCGGCGACCCUGAUGUCAUCCCCUGCAACCAUUCCGCAGACAGCACUCCCCCAGGGAAUGGUGACAUCACUGGACGUCCUGCUUCUAUUCCUGUUCAGGGAGAUGGAAGCGCCAGGCAUUUCUCCUUCAACCUGGACCUGCGCAAUUUCCAAGCCACCCGAUUGGCCCAUCCCAUUCAUCUGUUCAUCAGGUACUCGUAUCCGUUCUUCGGAACAACGACGUCCAUGGUGACUCAUCCCGACAUGGAAGUGCACCCCAAGAGCCAAGUGUCCAUCCCCCACGGCUACUGUGCCUUCAACUUUGCCACCACCUUUGCCCUCCUCAAGUCCACCUUCUGGGAGACUCCACUUUUGUUAGAAGUUUUGCAUCGGAAGAAAGGAAGCCAAGAACAACCUGUGGGUACAGCACGCGUGAAUUUGUUCCAAGUUCUGGAUGCUCCAGCACAGUCCACAACGGUGGAAAAAAAGCAAGGUAUGUGCCGGAUGUGCUCCUGCAAGGUAGUCGUCACAUCACCCGAAGGGUAUGAAAUCGGUGAAAUCUAUGCCGCGAUGACAUUGAUCGACUUCGGCCCCACCUCUGUUCUCUGUGACCGCCAUUCCAACCAGCCGAACAUUCCGUGUUUCCCUCAAGCUCAGAAUUUCACCCCCCACUUUGAAAUUCCCCUCUUGAGGCAGAAUGGGCUGACCCAGGACGAGAGGCUACAGGCAGCGCUGGAGCUGGAACUGUGGCAGGAGAGGCAGAGAGAAAUUUUCAGAGCGCAGCUGAAAGACAAAGAAAUGCAGUAUCUUUCUGUUCUCACUACCGAAUGGAAGCAGAGAGAUAUGGAACGAGAGCUGAUGCUGCAGAGAAAACUACAAGAGUGCCAAAAGUUGGAGGUGAAACUCAAUGCUACGUUGAAAGAUGCAGAGAUUAAAGAAAAGCAGUUGGCUUCACAGGAUGCAGAACUUUCUGCGAGACUCCAAGAGAUCAAUAGGCAACAGGAACAAAAGCAGAGGGACACGAAGAAUAGGAUGGAUGCCCUCAAAAUGGAGUUUAACGAACUGCUGACUCUGGAGAGGCUCAAAGUAGAAGAUCUCCAAAAGCAAAACAGCUCUCUUGUUCGUCAGAUUAAAGAGCUGGAGAGGGAAGUUCAAGAGCAAAGAGAGUCUCUGAAAUCUAAAAUCAACAAAGACCCGGAGGACUUGAACUUGAGGACGGAAGUCAAUAUCCUCAGCAUGGAAAAGGCGGAACUGCAGCACAAGCUGGAGCUGGCCAUCGCCUCCAAGCAGAAGUACAAGGUGCAGUGGGGGCAGACCGUGCGACAGGUUUCCGGACUGCAGCAGAAACUGCACAUGAUGGAGCGGGUGGAGCUGGCCAGGAGGGACGAGGAGAUCCUGGCCCUGAGGAGGAAGCUCCUCGCCGCAGAGGAGAGGAGCAUCUCCCGGAUGGACGAGGAGAUACGGGGGAUGGUGCAGGAGAAGGUCGAAAGCCUGAAAUCCGUGGUCUCGCCGGAAAACGGGAAAAUCCCGGAAAGGAGGCCUCCCUCCGUGACGAGCGACGUCCGAAUGACUCCCACCGGCGACGUCGGCCCUCACCUCGACUCCAACGCGACGGAAGCCAAACCCAACGCCAACCCCGGUGCCAAACUCUCCCCCUACAAGCCAAACGGCGAGAUGACGCCCGACGACGCUGACUGCGUCGCGGAGUCCCCGUCUAAGCCGAUCAGGGACUCGUCGGACAUGAACGGCAACACGACGUCGAACGUCCACGUGCGUCAGCUGCUGGCGAAGAAGGACACGCUCCUCAGGGCGGGGAUGUACUCGGAGCAGGACCGGCUCAUCAGGGACCUGAACGUGCACAUCGACAAGGCCAAGAUGGCCACCAAGUGAAGAGGUCUCAGUCAGUAUUAUUUGUAAAUAGAUCCCAUCGUCAUCUUCCAAUAAAUAUUUAUGGGGGAGAUGCGUCUUCCUCC
Molecule: messenger RNA, 3392 nt
Organism: Uloborus diversus
Lineage: Eukaryota; Metazoa; Arthropoda; Arachnida; Araneae; Uloboridae
Product: centrosomal protein of 120 kDa-like
Exons: 21
Coding region: 1-3309 (1102 amino acids)
Biological process (GO): positive regulation of centriole elongation; centrosome cycle; interkinetic nuclear migration
Cellular component (GO): centrosome; centriole
Source: RefSeq, a predicted model, not a curated record